Suillus subalutaceus is the source of this 839-nucleotide messenger RNA. RefSeq lists its product as uncharacterized. The transcript is spliced from 4 exons. The record is from RefSeq and is a predicted model, not a curated record. NCBI's taxonomy places the organism in Eukaryota, Fungi, Basidiomycota, Agaricomycetes, Boletales, Suillaceae. Bases 61 to 672 code for a protein of 203 amino acids.
ACUUUUUAGGAUACAUUCGUAACUGUCCCGCCGCAUUGUACCCACUACCACGCCACCCAUAUGCCUUCCAAGGUUUUACUUCUCGUCUCGCUCUUUCUGACAUUUGCGUUCUCGGUUGUUGGGUGGUCGGUUGUGAUCAAUGCUCUAGUGAAGUCCAACCAAGAAAGCUCAUAUGUCAAGAGCGCGGCCCCUGGUGGCACCAUCGUGGAUCUUAACUAUCAUGAUGUGUACUCGGUUUGCUCAGUCAUCGCAGCAGCCUGCGCACUUUUGACAGCCGUGUCCCUCGUGUCGGCUUUCUCCAUAAUUUCAUCAAUUGGAAGAAAACAGCGCCUUUUGCACCUCCAAGCCUUUCUCAUGUUGUUUGGCGCCCUGUGGCUUUUGGCUACUGUUAUCGCGUGUGAUGUUAUCUUUGCCACUCGGUCAACCAAAAUCACAGCAACUUUCGAUGGAGUUGCAGUAUCCCAAAGUGUCAUUCAGCAGAUGGAGCAAACCAUCGGCGUCUCACCUGAAUACAGAAAGCAGUGGUACCUGCGACUCUGUGCGAUCCUUCCCUGGUUCGCGGUCCUUUUCGCAACACUCAGUGGACUGCUACUUCACAGAGCUGCUAGGAACACCAAUGACUACAGGAACACGGAGGCAACAGAGAAGAUUGCACGAACCUCGGAUGAGUAAUAAGAUUGAAACUCGGGAUGGUCAUUCGUAUAACACUUUGGAAUCCACUGCACAUCUUCAGUUGAAAUAUAAUUGUUGUAGUAUACCAGUUGGCGCUUUACUUUACGACGGUACGCGAAUACGACUCAUGAAUCUACUACUCACACAGAGAGAUCUGUUUCACGAAU